Molecule: messenger RNA, 1347 nt
Organism: Carlito syrichta (Philippine tarsier)
Lineage: Eukaryota; Metazoa; Chordata; Mammalia; Primates; Tarsiidae
Gene: FBP2
Product: fructose-bisphosphatase 2
Exons: 7
Coding region: 108-1127 (339 amino acids)
Biological process (GO): fructose metabolic process; gluconeogenesis; sucrose biosynthetic process
Cellular component (GO): cytoplasm; cytosol
Molecular function (GO): fructose 1,6-bisphosphate 1-phosphatase activity
Source: RefSeq, a predicted model, not a curated record
GCACGGGUUUCUUAUCGGCUUCCACACUUCAGAGCUGGAGCCACAGCCCUGGGAGAGAAACAAGGUUUCCUGCAGGGAGGAAAGGACUGGAAGCCCUCUCAGCCACAAUGUCGGACAGAAGCCCCUUCGAGACGGACAUGCUCACCCUGACCCGCUACGUAAUGGAAAAGGGGCGGCAGGCCAAAGGGACAGGGGAGCUCACCCAGCUGCUGAACUCCAUGCUGACGGCCAUCAAAGCCAUCUCCUCGGCCGUGCGCAAGGCUGGCCUGGCCAACCUGUAUGGGAUCGCGGGCAGCGUGAACGUGACGGGAGAUGAGGUGAAGAAACUGGACGUGUUAUCCAACUCCCUGGUGGUCAACAUGCUGCAGUCCUCCUACGGCACCUGCGUCCUGGUCUCGGAGGAGAACAAGGAGGCGAUUAUCACAGCCAAGGAGAGGAGGGGGAAAUACGUGGUUUGCUUUGACCCUCUGGAUGGAUCUUCCAACAUCGACUGCCUGGCCUCCAUCGGAACCAUAUUUGCCAUCUACAGAAAGACCACAGAAGAUGAGCCUUCCGAAAAGGACGCCCUGCAACCCGGCCGCGACAUUGUGGCCGCGGGUUAUGCGCUGUAUGGUAGUGCAACCCUGGUGGCUCUCUCCACGGGCCAAGGGGUGGACCUCUUCAUGCUCGACCCGGCUCUUGGUGAAUUUGUCCUAGUGGAAAAAGAUGUCAAGAUUAAGAAGAAAGGGAAGAUUUACAGCCUCAAUGAGGGCUAUGCCAAGUAUUUUGAUGCUGCCACCACUGAAUAUGUGCAGAAAAAGAAAUUCCCUGAGGACGGUAGUGCUCCCUAUGGGGCCAGGUACGUGGGCUCCAUGGUGGCUGAUGUGCACCGCACCCUGGUUUAUGGAGGGAUCUUCCUGUACCCAGCCAAUCAGAAGAACCCUAAGGGCAAGCUCCGGCUCCUGUACGAAUGCAAUCCUGUGGCUUACAUCAUUGAGCAGGCAGGAGGCUUGGCGACCACAGGCACCCAGCCUGUACUGGACGUGAAGCCUGAGGCUAUACACCAACGUGUCCCCCUCAUUCUGGGGUCCCCAGAUGAUGUGCAGGAGUUUCUCACCUGUGUGAAGAAAAACCAGGCGGGCAGCUAGUGAGAUUGACCCCACAAGCCCUCUUCUCUUUGUCCCGCACCUUGUACCUGGGUCCCUAAAUGAACAAUGAAUGGAGAUGGUGGUAAUGAGAACCCAAAAGGCAAAUCUGCCUAAUCACAUGUGGAAGGCCAACAGCACACUGCUAAUGACAGUUGGACAAGUCAGAGGUGAUUCUGUGCGCAAUGUAAAAAGCUAAAAAUAAAAACCUACCUGUGAAAAG